Messenger RNA from Aspergillus affinis, 678 nucleotides. RefSeq lists its product as uncharacterized. Lineage: Eukaryota; Fungi; Ascomycota; Eurotiomycetes; Eurotiales; Aspergillaceae. The transcript has 4 exons. The record is from RefSeq and is a predicted model, not a curated record. The coding region runs from base 1 to 678 and encodes 225 amino acids.
AUGGCAUUCACCAUGAACAAGUUCCUUGCCCUGCUGGCUAUUUGGUUCUUGAUAGUGGGAACUGUCGUUGGUGAUUCUAUGAAGGAGCUUGACAAUGACAGAGAUGUUCUGGAGCGUGCUGUUUAUCUUGAAUCUGGACUUCUUCCUCGUGACGGAUCUCUCACCGUCACCGUCACCGAUACUGUUUGUGCCACUCGGGAUACUGGAGUUCCUACCACUUUGAUUACCGCUCCACAUGCCCCGACUGCGACUCUCACUUCGGUGAAUCCGCCUGCCUUGACUACCCCCUGUCCCCCGGAGUCUAAGGGUGACCAUACCACUGCAACUGCUCGUCCUGAGCCUUCGUCUAUGUCGAUUCCCGAGCACCUCACCGGUAUUUCUGUCCCUGUCAUCUCGACGAGCACAGUUGUGUCCUCGGGUGCGCACCCGAGUACUCAUGUGGGCUCUCAGACCACCGGCCCUACUCUUCCAUCGAGCUCGCCUGCGACUUCGGCCGGACACCCAGGCAGUCACUCUGCUAGCACCCAGACCACGGGAUCGGCUAGCUCUGGCACGGCACCCAGUAGCUCCCAUUCUUCCACUGCACCUCCCCUCUCAAACGAUGCAUUUGCCCAGGGAGGAAUGCAAGGUGCGCUGGUGGCCCUUGCCUUGACAUUCGUUGGGUUCCUGGCGGUUUAA